This is a messenger RNA of Punica granatum (pomegranate), 2254 nucleotides long. The record is from RefSeq and is a predicted model, not a curated record. Lineage: Eukaryota; Viridiplantae; Streptophyta; Magnoliopsida; Myrtales; Lythraceae.
CAGUACCUUAGCCCUCCCAUUAGUAAAGCCUACUUCAUCUCUAAGCAAAGGCAUGCCCCGUACAAUGGUGAUGGAGGACGUAAACCUCUGGUACCCGGGUACGGCAUAGAAGCUCCCUCCUCCAUUUCACCCAUUUUCUCAACAAAGAGAAUGUCUUUCCAAUCAAGCAGCAGUAAUUCUCAAACACAACAGAACAGUCUGCAGUUCAUAAAUGGCAAUUAAUGGCAACUGCAUGAAGAGAAUAAAUGGCUACUCCUCCAUGAUUGGUGUUUUGGCCACUUCUGCAACCCUCCAACUCUACUUAUUGAUUGCCACUGAGUUCUUCUGCAGAAGCAACUGAGCAAUAAGAAUUAAAAACUUCACCUGCUUGAUCCAUUUCUGAUCAUGAGAUCCUCUGUCAGCAGCAACCUGGGUAGCACCUUCCCUCAGCCGCGAACAAAUCGGCCCGCUUUCCCUUUUCACUCUUCCUCAUUCAGGCAAAAGAAACUGAGCAGCCUAAUGGCGACGGAUUUUUCCUUCUCAGCCUACCUCAGACCGACCAAUGAUGACGAUGAUGGAUGUGGCGAAAACAGGGCAGUGGUGGCAGCAGCAGCCCCUGGUGACUUGGAGCUUAGCAUCUUCGAUGCCCGGAAGUACUUUACUGAGACCAGCAUCGACCCGAUUCCCUGUGCAACCAAGAAGAUCUCCCAGCCAGUUCCGAGGUUCUCCACGGAUUCGUCAGUCGAUGGGUUCAGCAGAAGCUAUCGGACCCGGUUGUACCGCUCUUGUGCGACUCCCACAGCCUCAUCUGAGGCAAGCUGGAACAGCCACACAGGGCUGCUGUCAAACCCACCCGGGGCGAUCCCGGUGUCACUAAGGAAUCCUGCAUCGGACCGGAAGAGUGGGUCCAGGUGCAGUUCUCCUAGGUGGCUGCUUUUCCUCCGGGAGUGCCCGUGCUCCAGCAAGAAGUCAGUUCAAGUGCAGAAAACCUCAUCAGAGUCGAGAUCCCCGGCGAGUCGGAACAACUGCAGUCCCAAACUGGGGGAAGCUGCAAUUUCCAAGAUUAAGCUCGAUAAUUCAACUGGGAAAGUAACUUCGAAACCCGAACUUUUUGUGGAGAAUAUGCAGAAUAUUGUCCUAGAUGCUCAUACCAGAUUCUCCAAUGAAGGAUUCACUUUUCCUGUGCUGAAUCCCUCCACUUCAUCUUCUUCGUUGCCUUUCAAUAGGAAGCUACUCAUCCAUGACUUCCCACCUAAAACUGCCUCUGCUGUCAUUGCUUCUCUACCCCUUCCACUCACCGAAGAUCCACCUCGGGACUCGCUUGAAGUCUUCCAGCCAUCCGGCACCCCACCCGACAUUCGGAGGAAGUCGAGGGAUGCUAUAUCUUUCCCGGUGAGCCCUCGUCGGCGGAUCAACUCUGUAUCAGUCGACAAUGACAUCAUGAGCGAUGCGAGCUCGGACUUGUUUGAGAUUGAGAGCUUCUCCAUGCAAUCGAACUCGACCUCAUAUCCGGCUGUGUAUGCUCGGCCGAGGGACUCGCUCGACGAGGCAAGGCCAAGGUUCUCCACUGCUGCCAGUGGAGGAAUCUAUGGCUGUCUGGAUGGGCCCACUGCGGCGGCAGUCUACGAUACCACCACGGAAUGCGGAUACGAGCCGAGUGAAGCCAGCAUCACGUGGAGCGUGAAUACGGCGGAAGGGACGGCCUUUGACCAUGCGAGCGUCACCAACUACUCUGUUAGUGCGUCCGACGUUGAGGAGUUCACCAGGAUACAGCUUCGGCAGCACAAGGAGCUCGAGAGGAGUGGAGGCGGCGUUGGCGGAGGCGGAGGGAAGCGGAGGGGAGGCGGAGGCGGGUUGCUGACGAGCUGCCGGUGUGAGAAGGCGGUGAGCGUGGGCCCAAACCCGGUGAAGUACACGACCGACAAGGGCCAUGUGGCGGCCCGGGCAGGCAGGGGAGUUAUUACAAGCCGGUAAUGUGAGCAAGCCGCCAGCCGCGAGUGACCACUCGACUCGACUGUCUCAGAUUCUCCCGACACAAAGUUCAAUUCUAUCGAGCCGCCACAUUUAAUUCUCGGACAAUUAAUAAUUAGCCCUCGCGUGUAAUUUUUCAUUUAUUUGAUUUUGAUGAUUUUAUUAUUCCUAUUUUGACGGGUAGUAAGUAUGAUAUGGUGAUUUCGAAUUCUCAUCGUGUGAUUUGUUUGUAUUAUGUUAUGUCCAUUGGGGGCCCACUCAUGAGCACAUAAGCGUUGUAUUAUUAUUUAGUGUUUCUUUUUUU